Sinocyclocheilus grahami is the source of this 2425-nucleotide messenger RNA. RefSeq names its product apoptosis-stimulating of p53 protein 2-like. Lineage: Eukaryota; Metazoa; Chordata; Actinopteri; Cypriniformes; Cyprinidae. The record is from RefSeq and is a predicted model, not a curated record. Bases 380 to 1852 code for a protein of 490 amino acids. Gene Ontology annotation, molecular function: p53 binding. Gene Ontology annotation, biological process: regulation of apoptotic process. Gene Ontology annotation, cellular component: nucleus. The transcript is spliced from 6 exons.
AAAGUAAUAUUUCAAGAUAAAAUGUCUGUGCCAUAUGUGAGUUCAUAGUGUUUACCAAAAUUGUACAUAUGGCAAUAUAAGUAGUGCUCUACCCUCCAGAGUGAGUAGGGCUCAUAGUGAUGCUCACUUAUCACAAAUACAUAAGGAAAGGCUCAUUCCUUUGUUACAUAACUUUGAAGUCAUUGGUCCCAGCUUUGGUUUGCAUAUCUUUAAAACUCAGAGCACAUAGGCAAAUUGCUCUUUCUGCAAAAGUACACUUUGUGGCUCAGACACACACAAAAAAAGUCAAAUGAAGAUGUAAUGUGCCUUAUGUUCUUAUUUUAUUGGUUGCAUAAAAUAAAUGGCAAUUGACACCCAACUUAUUUUAUAGAUUUUAUGGAUGUUUUAUCCUCACUCCUUCCCUCUCACAGUAUAUGGCAAACCUGUCAUCCCAUCCAAUGGAGGCCUGCAGUUUCUUAUGCAGGACAGCAGUUAUCUUGAGCAAACUGGAGUUCUAGAUGGUGACCAAGUGGACCAGGGCAACAAUAUGGCCCCUGCAUCCUCCUCUGUUGAUGGCCAGGAGGUAGAACGUGUUCCCCGGCCCCUCAGCCCAACCAAACUUCUCCCAUUCCUCUCCAAUUCCCAUCGGCUCCAGAGCGAUGCUGAUUUGGAGGCCCUGAGGAAGAGACUGCACCAUGCUCCCAGGCCUCUUAAAAAGCGUGGCUCUAUAACAGAAUCUGAAGGGCCUGGUGGACCCAACAUCCAGAAGCUACUCUACCAAAAGACCACGUUGGCAGCCAUGGAGACCACUAUAACCCCAGCUACCUUCUUUCAGACAGAAGGCGAGGAUGGAUGCAGGCCGGUAGCUGAUGAGAGCACUAGACCCCCAGAGGGACACUGUGAUACUACAAUACCUGAGUGUGAGAAAGAGGAGGAGGAGCUGAUGCCUCCACCUCUUCCACCUCGAUCGCCUAUCCUGGAUGACAGCACCAUUUCUAGCACUGUACCGAAGAAUUCACCACUGAAGGAAAAACAGGAAGUCUAUGGCCCAUCAGCUCCAGAGCCUUAUGUUGAGGAGUACCCACCUUACCCUCCACCUCCAUAUCCCAGCAUGACAGAGCAGGAGGGACCAGGGGAGGACAGCGUCAAUAUGAAAGUUCCAGAGGUCACAGGACAGGUCAUGCUACCACCGGGCAAAAGAACAAACCUGCGUAAGACGAGCUCGGAUCGCAUCAACCACGGAAUGCGUGUGCACUUUAACUCUCUGGCUCUUCUGUUGGACUCCUCUUUAGAGGGCGAGUAUGACCUCGUCCAGAGGAUCAUAUAUGAGGUAGAAGACCCCAGUUUACCCAAUGAUGAGGGCAUCACUGCUUUGCACAAUGCUGUGUGCGCUGGACACGCGGAAAUCGUAAAGUUCCUGGUGCAGUUUGGAGUGAAUGCGAAUGCCGCAGACAGCGAUGGAUGGACUCCCCUGCACUGCGCUGCUUCUUGUAAUAACGUGCAAGUAUGUAAGUUCCUGGUGGAAUCAGGAGCUGCUGUAUACGCCACAACCUACAGCGAUAUGCAGACAGCGGCAGACAAGUGCGAGGAGAUGGAAGAAGGUUAUGCCCAAUGCUCACAGUUUCUCUAUGGUGUGCAGGAGAAGAUGGGCAUCAUGAACAGGGGCAUUGUUUAUGCCCUGUGGGACUAUGAUGCUGAGAGUCCGGACGAGUUGUCCUUUAAGGAAGGAGACUGCCUGACCAUCCUACGAAGAGAGGACCGUGAAGAAACAGAGUGGUGGUGGGCGAGAUGUGCUGACAAUGAGGGCUAUAUACCUCGCAACCUCCUCGGGUUAUACCCCAGAAUCAAGCCCAGACAGAGGAGCCUUGCAUAAACUCUCCAAAUCAGCGCUUAUGUGCCUGGAGUUUUGUCUAUCAUUUCAACAGUCACUUAGUUCUGCAGAGCAAAAGGACAUUUUGAAGAUGAACGCAUUACAUUUACAUGGUGAAGAAAAUAAGAAUAGUUUCAUGUUGGUAUGUUAUACAUGUUUUUAAGGUUAAAAGCUUUGGUAGAAAAGGUAGACAUAGAUGCAUAUUUCAGAAGCAGUUUCAAGCAUGUAUAGUAAAGUGAAAGAGGAAUGAAGAAUUUAUGAAUGGUACAGAUGCAUUAAUAGUCAUCUGAGUAUUAUAUCUCAUAUGAAGGAUGUCAGAUUUAGUAGUGUAAUUUUUCAUCUUUUUGAACAAAGUUUCUGUAUUCACAAAUGCUGAUUUGUUUCACAAAGUGCAAAACAAAAAGCAUUCAUCUUUUGAAGGAAAAUAAAGAGUUUUAUAUAAUUUUUUUUUCCUGUUUAUUUUAUUCAUAAUGCCAUGUUAUGUAAACCUAUUCUUAUGGUGCUUGCUGCUAUGCUACAACAGUGUGUUCUGUGAACAAUUAACAAUUUAUUGCGCAAAGACAGCUUUCAUUUAUC